AUGCGUUCGGACCGGCUCGGGCAAUCGCUGUACAUCAGCGGUCUGCUGCUACUGCUGGUGGUCCUACUUGCACCGCCAAUCUGCAUCUGUCUCUCGGAUGGCCCGGCCGAUCAGCCGGCGGCACUCAAAUCGAAACGAUCCGCCAUUAUGAACGAGUUUACGUCGCGCGGCAAAGACCUGCUCCUGACGGUGGUGGACACCAACAGUGUACAGCACGAAGCGACCGGUCCCUCGGGCCGUCAGGCACCGUCGGGCCGGAGCGGGAAGGAUUUGCUCGACGAGUCGUACCAGCGGACGAAGGAGCUGGCGAUGAACAUCUCGGCGGUCCAGCGGGCCGUGUUGGCCUCCCAGCAGGUCCGUCUACAAGCGGCAGCACCGGCGUCACCUGCUACCGGUGGUCGGCAGAAUUCGAACCCGGACAUCCAGGACAUUAUCACCGGGAUUGUGAAGCUGCUCAAUGGGAACGUCAAUGUGCAGGCCAACCCGCAGCCCACACGACGCCACUCGGCCACGCGCAUCAACAACCGCGGUCCGCCGCGCAUUUCCGAGGCCCAGCCCCUGCCGAACGAGUACGACGGGGAGCUGACACCGCCGACAUCCCAGAGGCCGCUACUACAGCCACACGAGCAACCACCGCCGCCGGGUCCAGGGCAUUCCCAAGCUGGCCAGGGCCCCAGACCGGAUCAUCCGCUCGUGCGCCCAUUCCUGACGGGUGUUCCGAUCCCGGAACAGAUUGUACCCUCGAUGCAGCACCCGUACCGGCCCGGUUUUGUGUCUCAGAACCGGCCCCCUUGGCAGCGGCCCAAGCCCCGGCCACCGAUCUCGGCCAACCGGCGACCGAUCCCGCCGUACAAACCGUACCCGACCAACGUAGACUAUCGGCCGGAUGUGGGAGAACCGCAAGGACCUCCGGGGCCGGCGGUUCCUCCGCCACCACCAGCACCACCACUGACCAUCCCCACGUCUGGAAACGAUCCAGGCAACGCGAUUGAUAACGUCACCGAGAAAGUGAUCGAAGAUCCGCCCUACGAAGUGGCGCCCGGUCCAACGACUGAGGCGGACGAAGACGCAACGGCUGUGACCGAAUCGGUGGCGACCCUGACACCGGCGGAAGAGCCGGCCACGGAGGUCCAGUACACGAUCGAGUCGGCCACGAGCGCCGCCAGCACGAUGCCGCCUCCCGGAGCGCACGAUCCGGAGGUGGUGCCCAGCGUUUACGAGAUCAACUCGAUCGAGUAUCUGCCCUCGAGCGGCACCCUGGAGCCAUCGCCGACGACGACAACGACGUUGACGACCACCAGCACGACGACGAGCACUGCGAUCGAUCCAUCGAGCGAUCGGGAUCGGUACGACAUCACUCCAACUCCGACAUUGGGCGAGCACCCGCCAACGACCACACGAACGACUUCGGAAGCGACCUCCACGACCACGACAUCGAUUACACCAACCGCGACCACCGCCAGCCCGGAUGCACCGGCGACGAGCAAACCGACACCGCCGGACUAUCGCUUCCAGCCUCGGCCCGGUCUCGUGCUGGACGAUCCCGACUUCAAACCGGGCGGAAGCGGCGGUGGCGGUGCGUCCGGUUCGAGUAACGUCAUACGCACCCAACACUUGCCCCCGUUCAACAAGCGACCCGAAAUUUACACUGCUCCGGCGCUAGGCGGUGCUAGCGGCGGGUCGAAUGUUCGUCCGAACUACGGUGAAAUCUUCGACGUUACCCUGUCCGCCAUCCAAGGUCCGGGCGGCUCGGGAGCAGCCGGCUCGCAGCAAACGAUCAAGAUCAACCCGUACUACAAUCAGCGGCCCCGUCCGGGCGAGCCGGCUGGCGACGAUGCCAGCAUUAUCCUGUCCGCGUCCGGUACCGAUGGGUUCGUGUCGAUCGAUGGCAAACGCUCGUACAUUGACCUGUUCGGGACGGACAAGAAGACGCUCCGGCCAACGCCAACCGUUCAACCGACGGCGGGGGGCGUGGUGCGGCCAACGGACAUCGUGCGGCCCAAACCAACGAAGGUGCCACCGCUACAGCCAGGCAUCAUCGGCACCGGAUAUGCGGUGCCGGAAACAGAAUCACCGGUUCAUGCGACUGGUGGUGCCGGUGGACUGGCCGGUGGCAGUGCCGGUGGUCCUCCGGUGCAUCGUGGCACCGCCGGGCUCGUACACGGCCAGGGCCGGCCAAAGUAUCCGGCCGGUGCGUUGCCACCGGUCCGCAUCGAUACGUGCAUCGUCGGCGAUGACUCAACCUGCGACCAGGCACAGAACGAACGCUGCCGGACGGAGAACGGAGUGUCGAGCUGCCACUGCCGGCCGGGGUACGCCCGCCGAAAGCACCGCGACCCGUGCCGCCGGAUCGUCUCGCUGAUGCUGUCGAUGCGCGUGGACAAGAUCUACGAGCGGCGCAUCCACUGGGACCCUUCGUUGGCCGACCGGGGCAACGAAAAGCACCAGCAGCUUAGCUACGAGGCCAUCCGUGCGAUGGACUCAGCCAUGUCGAUGACUCCGUUCUCGGACGAGUUCCUCGAAGCACGCGUCAACGGUAUCUACACGAUCAAUCCGUCGUCGGCGGCGGCUUCGUCACCGGGCGGCGGCGUAGUGUACGUCAACUACACCAUCAAUCUGGACGAGAACGCCGAAACGCUACGACCAGCGCUCCGGUCCGACAUCCAGCGCCAUCUGCUGGGCGUAAUCCACCGGCGGAACAACAACAUCGGCAACUCGGCGCUGUACGUCGAAGCGCCAACCGGGGCCGUCUCGAGCGUCCAGGACGUGGACGAGUGCACGUCGGAUGAGCUGAACGACUGCGACGAGGAAGCGCACUGCACCAACCUGUUCGGUACGUUCCGGUGCGAGUGCAACUAUGGUUUCCGGGACCCGUGGGCCGAUCAGCCGCAGCGGGCCGGGCGCGAGUGCCUGACCUGCCCGGAGUCGUACUGCAACAACCGGGGAACGUGCAGCUACGAUAACGCUAACAAUCGGCAGGUGUGCAAGUGUCUCGGCAGCUACUACGGCACACAGUGCGAGAUCGACGGCGAAGUGCUCGGUGUGGCCGUCGGAGCCUCGGUGGCCGCCGUCGUCAUCAUCGUCCUCACGCUCAUCUGUCUGGUCAUGUGGAGCCGCAAGUGGCAACGGGAGCACAAGAACGCCAUGGGCAGCCCGGUGUUUGGGUACCUCGGCAACGGGCAGGUUAAAACGCCGGUCAUGGGCCAGGCGCCGUACCAGGUGACGCUCGAGGAUCGCAUGCGGUGGGCGCAGAUUGCGGACGUAAUGGCUCAAGCGAAUCAUUACGCGGUAAGCUACGAAGCUGAACCCGUCGGAGGCGGACGACCAUCGUCGGCCAUGUUUGGCUACCCGAACCUGCAGACCAUCGGCAGCAUGAACACGCUCUCGCUGCACGGUACUCUGCCGAUGCAUACCGGCACCCUGCCACCAGUUCCGUUGCCCAGAACGCUCGGCUUGCAUCGCAACGGUAUGCGGACGUUGGAAAACUCUAGCUCGAGCGAAGAGGAGGAUCGGGCCGAUCUGCUGGGGCGUAACUUCAACGUACCGCGACCUAAAAGUCGUAGCAAUGCGAGCGUUACGUCCGGUAUCUACUACGACGUAGAUUACGCACCGACCGGCGCUGAGCAGCUGUACGGCGGAGGAGGCAGCACACUCGGGGCCGGGCUCGGAUCGGUGACCGGUGGCCUCGGCCAGGCGGCCAGUGGUACGACCAAAUCGCAAAGCAGCAUACCAAUGAGCACCUACACCUCGAGCGGUCGGCCAGUGCAGUCCACGUACUACAAGUGA
Molecule: messenger RNA, 3786 nt
Organism: Anopheles cruzii
Lineage: Eukaryota; Metazoa; Arthropoda; Insecta; Diptera; Culicidae
Gene: pwn
Product: mucin-5AC
Exons: 6
Coding region: 1-3786 (1261 amino acids)
Molecular function (GO): calcium ion binding
Source: RefSeq, a predicted model, not a curated record